Messenger RNA from Gallus gallus (chicken), 4484 nucleotides. RefSeq names its product X-linked Kx blood group (gene XK). Gene Ontology annotation, cellular component: membrane. The record is from RefSeq and is marked provisional. NCBI's taxonomy places the organism in Eukaryota, Metazoa, Chordata, Aves, Galliformes, Phasianidae. The coding region runs from base 46 to 1377 and encodes 443 amino acids. The transcript is spliced from 3 exons.
GGGCGCGCCGGGCCGCGGCGCGUGAGGCGGCUGCGGCGGGCGGCGAUGAAAUUCCCGGGCUCCGUCCUCAUCUCCCUCGUCCUCUUCGUGGCCGAGACGGCGACCGCGUUGUGCCUGAGCGGCGCGUACCGGGCGGCGGGCGACCGCAUGUGGCAGUGGCUGACGCUGCUCUUCGCCCUGCUGCCCUGCGCGCUGGUCCAGCUCAGCUUGGUCUUCAUCCACCGCGACGUGAGCCGCGACCGACCGCUGGUGCUGCUGCUGCACCUGCUGCAAUUGGGGCCGCUCGUCAGGUGUGUGGAAGUCUUCUACAUUUACUUCCAUGCCGGCAGAGUUGAAGAGCCCUAUGUCAGCAUCACGAAGAAGAGGCAGAUGCCCAAGGAUGGGUACUCAGAAGAAGUUGAGAAGGAAGUGGGCCAGGCUGAAGGCAAGCUGUGUACCCACAGGUCUGCGUUCAGCAGGGCCUCUGUGAUCCAGGCAUUCCUUGGCUCAGCGCCGCAGCUCACACUCCAGCUCUACAUCUGCGUCCUGCAGCAGGAGAUCACGGCUGCCAGAAGUAUUUUUAUGGUCCUUUCUCUUCUUUCAAUUGUAUACGGCGCCUUACGCUGCAACAUCUUGGCUAUUAAGAUUAAGUACGAUGAUUAUGAUGUCAGUGUGAAACCAGCUGCCUACCUCUGCAUAUUCAUGUGGAGAAGCUUCGAGAUUGCUACACGCGUUACAGUGUUGGUCCUUUUCAGCUCAGUCCUUCAGAUCUGGACUCUCCCUGUUGUGCUAGUGAAUUUCUUUGGUUUUUUCUUUUACCCAUGGAUUCUCUUCUGGCAAAGCAAGUCCCCAUUUCCUGAGAACAUAGAGAAGGCAUUGAGCAGGGUCGGCACUACCAUUGUCUUGUGCCUUCUUACCUUCUUGUAUGCAGGCAUUAAUAUGUUCUGCUGGUCGGCAGUACAGGUGAAGCUCAAUGAUCCUGACUUAAUUAACAAAUCCCAAAAUUGGUACCGAUUGACUGUGUAUUAUAUGCUGAGAUUCAUCGAGAAUGCAUUCCUCCUGCUGAUGUGGUACAUCUAUAGAACUGAUAUCUACUUAUAUGUCUGUGCCCCAUUGUUGGUCUUGCAGCUCCUGAUAGCUUACUGUAUGGCUAUCCUCUUCAUGUUGGUGUUCUACCAAUUCUGCCACCCAUGCAAGAAACUGUUCUCAUCCAGCAUUACCGAAGGUUUGUUGUCCUCUUUCACGUUCUGCUUUGUUUGCAAGUCUCCCAAAUCCUCCACCCUGACAGACAAGGCGGAUUUGAAAUCAUCUGAAAAUGCUGACGAAUCACAGAGCAGUAACAAGACAAUAGAUUCUCCAAAUGGGAAUCCUCAUCAAAGUGUUUCUUCCAAUGCUUAGUUCAACUGGAAGCAAGCCUGUGCCUUUGGAACGUGGCACAUCAGCUCCUGGGAAUGUUGGGCUUCAUGGAUAUUGUGUCUUGUACAUGGGAUUUCUUUCUUGCAGGUGUACACUGCAUGACAAGUGACAAGCCUACCUUUGUGGAAAACUUUAUGUUUGGGUAUGUGUACCUGACUGUGUGUAUGGACAUAGAGAGCAGUCAUUGUAGACUUCUGUUUCAGAUUUUUAUUUUUGCACAUAGGUUUAUUAUCAUGUACCUAUUUUGAAAUCAUUAUAGAAGACAUCCUUUAAAAACUAGCCUGAUUCUCAUCUAACUCAGGAAAUCUGAGGAUGCUAGGAAAUGCAUUUUAUUUCAGAAAGGAUGUCAUUAUGGCAUGUCACCGUCGCACAGACACAGAGCAUAGUCUUUGACUAUAAACUGACUAUAGCUGUGGUCUGCUUUGAUUGAAUUGGAGACUACUUUACACUCUAAUCAACGUGAUAAAAUAAUGCUUCUCUCUGUGGCAAAAGAAUUUUACUUCUACAAUGCGCAGUAGCCUGGGUUGCCAAGAAAACAGCUAAUUAGCUAAUGCUGAAGUGUGACUGUUACUGAGAGUGGACAGAGGGGUUAUUGGCUUAUGCACUAUUUUACCCUUCAUAUUUGCUGCUUGUUACUAAGGGAAUUAAAUUUAACACAGUAAGUGUAGUGUUCUGGAACAGUUCGGUGUACUGACAUCACUUAAAUACUACUUCAGAAUCUGUGAUACUCUGGUAUUAGGGUGGUGUUCACUUCACAUAGCUUGAAAUAUCUUUGAGUUUGGUCGAUAGUGUGAACUAGUCAGCUAGGUGCUCUUCAGGAAGUAUCUCCAGUGAGUGAUUCAGCCUUUCUUAAAAUGCUGGCUUAGGUAACAUGAAUCAUUCUUUGAAGACCUACUACUCUGUGUUAACCAUAUGUCUUGACAGCUGAUUUGACUAUCUGUCUCCAUUUCAGAUGGCUAAAGUUAGAAAAGACAGGUGCUCCUCUGACUGUCAGAGGGGUUGGUAGCACAUGAAGCAGGUGCUUUUGAGAUGAAGUCCUUUCUGACACUGUAUGGUGGCUGGGUUGGUAUCAGUAGCGCAAACCCUCUGGCAUCUUUUACCUCAUACGUACUACUGGCUUGAAGUCGAAAAGAAAGAAAAUGGAAGUUGUUGACUUUUUCUUCUAUGCACUAUAUCACCACAAAUGAAAGUGUUUCUGUAUUUGGCAAAUCACUGAUAAAACUUUAGCAGGUAGACAACCAAGAAGUACAAUUUAGUGGAAAUACAAAAAAAUACAACUGUAUUUAGAAAGAGUAAGUGAAAGCUUUUUGCACUUCGGUUACUUAGCACUUUGAGUUUCUUCUGUACUUGACACAUUGUGACUACUAUUGAAAAGAAAAUAAUUAAUGACUGAAAGUACCUUCUCGUGCCUCAGCUUACCUUCCAUCCUGAUGUCAUGGGGAAUGUGAAGCUCUUCAGUAGGGAUCAGAUCAACACCAUUUUAUCCGAAACGUCUCAUUGGGGUCUGAAGUCAUUUGUAAUGGGAUUUCACGUGAAGUACUGCAAAGAGCUAAGCUGUUUUUAUUUUUUUGUUUGUUUACUGCACUGUAAAUGAAUGUCUUCCUACUUCUGUUUUAUAAUGGAGUUAUGUUUUUUCUAUUUGCUUGAUGUGUGUAUGUAUGUGUGUUAUAUAAUUAAAUGAUUGGUGGGUGGUAAUGUGAGUUUCUGGUGUGAGCUUACCGUAGGAACAUAGCUGAUGGAUUUGGGGAAGGCACCAAAUAUCUCUGCUCUAGUUUCUCUCUCUGAGAAGCGUUAGAAUGGUGAAGUGAUUCCUUGAAAACAUGACAGUAUUUCUCUCUAAUGCUAUAUAUAAACGUACUGUACAGUAUUUCCAUGUGCUUUUCUAAAUUAUUUCAGAUUGUUACUAUUUUUUUAAUAGUGAGUUGAAGGAGCAAUUGAGAAUGUGGUCCCUUGCUUCCAGACUUUCAGAAUUCAGCACAUGGACAAUUUUUAGGGUGUUCCUAGCUAGAACUGAGUAUCUAAUUCAUAGAUGAUGAUUAGUGAAUUACACUCAUUGCCUAUCUAUCUGCAGAUGUACAAAGAUGUAAAAUUUUGGUCUUUGAGAACAAAGUGUUUCAUGUGUAGAAGUACUUCAGAGCUAUGAAGAGGGCUCUGAAGUCUUUAAAUGAGACUUCAGCACUGGUCGUGGUGUGAGUUUGCCAUUUGAAAAGAGUGGGAACUUCACAAACCUCAGCUAGUGAAAUGUUUAUGCUUCAGGUAAGUCAACAGAAGCAGAAUUAUGCAGCUGGGAGUUCAGUAUGUGUAUGUAGUGGGUACCAUUUAACUUCACAUACUAAUUAUGGAUGCUAACGUGUAUACAUGGUUUUAGAGAAUGUGCCAUAUUACUUCCUAUUUUUAUAGCAGUGUCCUCAACUGCAUGCAUAGAAGCCUGAAUAUUUAAAUCAUUAUGAGAAAAAGACUGUUUGUUUGGGUUAAAAUGCUGUUACAUGACUUUGCCUUAGUUGUGCAUGCCAGCCAAAUGCAGUUUAAAUACUGCAUCAACAUGAGUGCCACUGCUUUAUCUGUGCCUCAUGUCUCCUCAGCAUCAAUUGCAGAUUGACCAGCGGUAUUGCUGCUCUGUGUAUGUUCUCAUCUUGUGGUGCUGCCACUGCUGAAGGGAGAGAAAAAGAUGUUCUGUUGCAUUAAGACCAGUAUUCUACAAACAAGCUCAUGUUUCUAAAGUGUUCUAUAAUGUGAGGAAAUGCUUUUCUUUUUCUUUUUUUUCCCCAGAAUAGUGACAAUCUAGAUAGUGUUAUUAUCAUUACACUCAGUGGCUGCACUGGAAGAAGGGUAGUAUAAGCUAGGAAAGAUGUAAGUGCUUGAAUGAGUGAUGUCUUAAUGCAAGUUUACCAUUGUUUUUAAGUGUUACAGGUGUAUGUGUCACUGAAAAGGUAUAGGGCUAAUGUUAAAAACUUCAUUCACUUCAGUAGUCCUGAGUCACACAAAGGAUUGCUCGGUAAGGAUUGUUCAUAUAUAUGAGUAUGCAAGAUCUAGAACAUAGGUUUUCUUUUAUACUUGUAAAACAACACAUUAAAAUGUUGAAACACAAA